GGCCAAAGAGAGUUAAGAAAUUGCAGUUUGAAGAGAAUGGCCUACACGCAAGCUUUCUUGCAGUUCAAUGCCCUAACUUCUCCUCUUAGAGUUAGGCCACAGUGGGGAGUGGGGACCACCAAAGCAAAGCACAUUGUGUGCAAGGCAGAGAAGGAUGAUGUGGAAGAGGGUGCAGCCACCACCCUUAGUCAUGUCUCUCGCCGAUUGGCCCUCGGCACUGCCCUCAUCGGCGGUGCCGCUGCUGCUGGUGGCUCCAAGGUCUCACCUGCUGAUGCUGCUGAUGCACAACUCUCUUUCCAGGAACCUGGUGCAAUUACCACAUUACCAGCAAUAAUUUCCGAGGAAUAUCCUGCAUCUGUUAUCGAUGCUCUUUCUCUCAAUCGAAACAGUUUUCCCAAGGGCUUCAUUUUCGGGACAGCAUCCGCGGCCUACCAGUACGAAGGAGCGGCGUCUGAAGGUGGAAGAAAACCUAGUAUAUGGGAUGUAUUCACUCACAAGUAUCCAGAGAAGAUAAGGGAUAGAAGUAAUGGAGAUGUAGCAAUUGAUGAAUACCACCGUUACAAGGAAGAUAUUAAGAUAAUGAAGGAUAUGAAUCUGGAUGCAUACAGAUUAUCCAUCUCAUGGUCUAGAAUAAUACCAAAUGGAAAGGUCGGUGAAAACGAGGAGGGUGUAAAUCAAGAAGGAAUCGCUUAUUACAAUCGCCUCAUUGAUCAUCUCAUAGCCAACGGUCUAAAACCAUACGUGACACUUUUUCACUGGGAUCUUCCCCAAGCUUUAGAAGAGGAGUAUGGAGGUUUUUUAUCCCAUAAUGUUGUGAGUGAUUUUCGAGACUACGCAGGAAUUUGUUUCAAAUACUUGGGAGACAGGGUGAAACAUUGGAUUACCCUAAAUGAACCAUGGUCUUAUAGUAAUAAUGGCUAUGCAGUUGGAACCUUUGCACCAGGUCGAUGCUCUGAAUGGCAAGAUUCAACUUGUCUCGGAGGUGAUUCAGGAACAGAACCAUAUAUAGUUACACAUAAUUUACUACUUGCUCAUGCAGCUGCUGUAGAUCUGUACAGGAAAGAGUUCCAGGAAUAUCAAGAAGGAGUGAUAGGCAUAACACUUAUUUCUCGUUGGUUUGAGCCAUAUUCAGAAACUGAAUCAGAUAAAGAUGCUGCUAAACGUGCACUUGACUUCAUGUUUGGGUGGUACAUGGAACCAUUGACAUCAGGAAAGUAUCCAGAGAGCAUGCGUUUUCUAGUUGGUAAUCGAUUACCAGAGUUCUCAAAAAAAGAAUCAAAACUUCUUGCCGAAUCAUUUGAUUUUAUUGGAAUAAACUAUUACACCACUCUUUGCGUUGCGGAUGAACCCCAUGUUGAUCCUUCUAAACUUAGUUAUACUACAGAUCCUCAUGUCCGUUAUUCAACUGAACGCAAUGGUAUUCUCAUAGGUCAACCGACCGCUUCUGAUUGGCUAUAUGUUUGUCCGAAAGGAAUCAAAAAGUUGUUGCUCUAUACCAAAGAACAGUACAACGAUCCUGUGAUUUAUAUAACUGAAAAUGGAAGAGGCAAUGACGUCAGUCAAGACAAGGAGACACUUGAGGAAUCUCUUAUAGAUAUUUAUAGAAUCGAUUUUUAUUAUCGUCAUCUGUAUUAUCUACUUUCAGCAAUAAGGGACGGCCAUGUAAAUGUAAAAGGAUAUUUUGCGUGGUCACUUUUGGACAAUUUUGAAUGGAGAGAUGGCUAUUUAAUAGGAUUUGGACUGAAUUAUGUGGACAGACAAAAUCAGAAGCGAUAUCCCAAACUUUCAGCAAACUGGUUUAAGAGUUUUCUUCAGAAAAAGUUGAGAUAAUUGCAACGCACAUCUGUUACAAUAGUUUGGGAGAUAAUCUCUUAUGUAAUGUUGCCUAUUAAUAAAUUUCAGUGAAGAGUGAAGUGUGUCAGCUGUUAAUCUUUUUAUUGAUGUAAUGUUUUUUUUGUUAGUGAAAUGUGGCUUUGCUUGUUUUUUAUUUUAGAAGAAAACAUAUUUGUUUAAUUUUUUAUUUGUCAUAUUGGCUUAUUAUCAGUUGUAUUUUUCUUUCACAAAAAAAAAUUAUAUUAACUGCA
This is a messenger RNA of Vigna angularis (adzuki bean), 2084 nucleotides long. Its product is annotated as cyanogenic beta-glucosidase. NCBI's taxonomy places the organism in Eukaryota, Viridiplantae, Streptophyta, Magnoliopsida, Fabales, Fabaceae. The coding region runs from base 37 to 1830 and encodes 597 amino acids. The record is from RefSeq and is a predicted model, not a curated record. The transcript has 14 exons. Gene Ontology annotation, molecular function: beta-glucosidase activity. Gene Ontology annotation, biological process: carbohydrate metabolic process.